CAGAUUUUCAGUUCUUCAGAUAGAAUUGAUGAAGAUGGUGUUGGAACUUCUGAAAACCAAAAGAAAAAGAAGAACGGUUGGAAUUUGGUCAGAAUAAGAAGAACUAAGCAAUUUUCAUUUGACCAAGGUGAGAUCUUUAUGUUUUAUGGGUUUUUUAUAUAAUUUUAAGUUUGAGUAUGUUCUAAAAUUUAACUAAUUUUUCUUCAAAUUUAAGAACAUAUUGGAUGUCGAUGCUUCAAUUACAAACAGCUUAAAGCAGCCACUGAAAAUUUUAGCCCUGCCAACAUAAUUGGGAGAGGUGGUUUUGGACCAGUUUAUAAGGGUGUUCUCCCUGAUAAGAUGUUACGACACCAACAACUUUCUCUAUUUCCUUAAAUACUCUUUACUUAUUUUAGCCUGCUAGUUUCCUGAUUUAGUUAGACUUCUCUUUAUUAGUUUUGCGUGUUUAAGUUUCCUAGUUUGCAUUGCUUGCUACUGAAGUUUCUUAAGCUAUAAAUACUUAGCUAACGAUUGUAUGCAGCAUUCAAUUAAGAAAAUUCAGUUAUUUACUUGCUUUCUUUCUUGUUUGCUAACCCCAAAGAAAAAGGGUUUUACCUGGUUCUUAUAGUUUUUGCUUGACAUCCUGUGUUAGAAGUCUAGUACCCUAACAUCUGGAUCAGAGCCGUUUUCGAUCAAAAAUACACCAAAUUUUUUUCCCUUCAAGAUGACUUAUACUGAUGAUUUAGCUGCUUUACAAAAUAGUAUUACUGGUGUUGCUGACAAGUUGGAUGUUCUUACCGAAACUAUCACCAACUUCUAUGUUCUUGAUGAGAAUACGCAGAAUCAGAAGGCAGCCGAAAGACUUUCGCGUAAAGAACAAGAAAUAAUUAAUCUUGCUGAUAAGCUCACUACAUCCUUGCGUAUUCUAUCUACAGAAUUUUUCCCUCUCAAUCAUCCAAAUAAUGGCGCUGCACCUCCUCCACCACCUCCACCACCUCCGGGUAAUCAACAACUGCGACCUAAUUCAGUUAAUAUUAAGUUUCCUACUUUCAAUGGUGAGGAUCCUGAUGGCUGGAUCUUCAAUGCUGACCAAUACUUUAGUGUACAUAACAACUCUGAUGCUCUCAAAAUCAUUGUUGCUUGUGCACAUCUAAAAGGAGAGGCAAAUAUUUGGUAUCGAUGGAAGCGCACCAGAGUUGUUGUGACAACAUGGCUAGAAUUUUGCAACUUAAUUCGUGCUCGAUUUAAUACUGAAAAGUUUGUUGAUGCUCGCCUAGCCAUUAGCACCAUGGAGCAAAAAGGUGCGGUUCAUCAGCAUAUCUCUGAGUUCGAAAAAUUACUGAACUUUGUUGAAUUUCCAGAAGAUUAUUUGAUAAGUUGUUUUAUUCGAUCCCUUAAACCCCAUAUUGGGUCUGUGGUUAAACUGCUUGCACCACAAACCUUGGAUGAGGCCUAUACUAAGGCAAUACGUCAGGAAGAAGCUUAUGCUGCUACCAAGUUUGUUCCCAGACCACCAUAUCGUCCACCUCCAUUCAGAGGUCCAAGUACACCUCAACUGGCUCAACAACAACAACCAACUUUUGCUCAGGGUUAUAGGAGAUUAUCACCAGAAGAACAAAGAGAAAAGCGAGCUAAGGUAUUUGCUUCAAGUGUGAUCAGCCAUACAGACCAAAUCAUAUAUGUGUUAAUCCUCAGUUAACUAUCUUGGAUAUUGAGGAACCUACAACAGAACUUGCCAUACACGUUGUGGAUUCUUUUUCUGCGUCUGAAGUUAAUAAUUCAGCGGAGGAUGAUUCUAAGGUUGAGGAUGUUCCUUCUAUUUCUCUGAAUUCACUCAUGGGUUCCCCUUUCCUACUACAAUGCGUAUUACAGGUUUUUCUAAAGCUAAUCCAAUUACAUUUCUAGUAUACUCUGGUUCGAAUCAUAAUUUUAUUAACCCAUCGUUUGUCAAACAAUGUGGUUAUCACAUUCAAUCCAAAGAUACUUCUCUUCGUGUUACAGUGGGUGAUGGUGUCCAUAUACAUACUCAAGGAACAUGUGUAAACAUACCAAUUCAACUGCAGAAUCACAUAUUUUCAAUUGAUUUCCA
This is a messenger RNA of Papaver somniferum (opium poppy), 2068 nucleotides long. RefSeq lists its product as uncharacterized. The record is from RefSeq and is a predicted model, not a curated record. The transcript is spliced from 2 exons. The coding region runs from base 704 to 1678 and encodes 324 amino acids. Lineage: Eukaryota; Viridiplantae; Streptophyta; Magnoliopsida; Ranunculales; Papaveraceae.